AUGCACAUCAACCUGCCGCGCAGCACCAGCACAGGCGGCGCCGGGGGCAGCGGCAGCGACUCCCACGGCCUGGGAGGCGCGGGGGGCGGGGGAGGGGGCGCGGAGCGGGGCGGGGAGAAGGGCGGAGCAGGCAGGGGAGGAGGCGCAGGGGGAAGCGGCGCAGGGGGGGGAGGAGGAGGCGGCGGCGGCGGAGGGGGGAGUUUCGGAGCGAGUCCCGAGGCACAGUUUGGGUCGAGAAAGAACCUGGGAAGCGGAACGUGCUUCUCCCAGACAACAAGCCCUACGAGUGGGUACAACAGCCCGUACAACCUGGCGAGCCCCCAGGAGGGAGUGAGUCCCUGCAGCCAAACGUCUAGCCCAGGCCCUCUGCUGGACCCUGAGCGGCUGUGGGAGUUGCAGAAUUUCAAACGCGCCACUCCUAACACUACUCCCACGACGUCUCCCCGCCUUUCUGGGUCGCUGUCGCCCCCGCCUGUUGCCCCCCCCCGCACGCCCAACGUCAGUGAUUACUACUAUUCGUACAAGUCUGGGGGGAGCCCGAGAGGUGCUGGUGCUGGAGGGGAGGGUGUGGGGCAGGAAGGGGAGGGGCAGGUGCUGGGGCAUGCAGGGGAGGCAGGAGCAGGAGGGGGGGCGGUAGAUGCAGCGGGAGGAGCGGCAGCGGCGGGAGGAGUGGCAGCGGCAGAAGGGGCGGCAGCAGCAGCGGCGGCAGUGACCCCGGUGACGUCGAAUGUGCUGCAGAAGCCAUAUGUGGUGCUGUCUGAGGUGUACCGGCUGUCGCGGAAAGAGCUGGGGCGCGGCAACUUUGGGGUGAUCCGCGUGUGCGAGAAGCGCGAGACUGGGGAGCGGUUCGCGUGCAAGACCAUUGAGAAGAAAAACCUGCAGUGUUGGGAGGACGUGGAGGACGUGCGGCGGGAGGUGGCGGUGAUGGAGGUGCUCAAGGGCCACCCCAACGUCAUCACUCUCCUCGACACCGUCGAGGACCAAAAGGAGGUGCAUCUGAUCAUGGAACUGUGCGAGGGAGGAGAGCUGUUUGACCGCAUUCAGGAGCGCGGGUACUACAGCGAGCGGCAGGCGGCGAAGGUGACGCGCACGGUGAUCGAGGUGCUGCAGCACUGCCACGGGCUGGCCGUGCUGCACCGCGACCUCAAGCCCGAAAACAUCCUGCUCACCAGCAAGCGCAGCGACACGCGCUGCAAGGUCAUUGACUACGGCAUGGCCUAUAUCUUCCAGCCCGGCGAGCGGUGCACGUUCCGUGCGGGCACGCCCAACUACAUCGCGCCGGAGGUGAUCAACAAGAACUACGGCGUGGAGGCGGACGUGUGGAGCGCGGGCGUGAUCCUCUACAUCCUGCUGUGCGGCCUGCCGCCCUUCUGGGGCGACACCACCGAGGAGAUCUUCAAGAGCGUGCUGUGGGGGCACCUUGACUUUGACACCGAGCCCUGGCCUCAGGUGUCCGACGCGGCAAAGGAUCUAGUGCGGCGCAUGCUGUGCAAGAACUAUGCUAAGAGGAUUACGGUGGAGGGGAUUCUGCGCCACCCUUGGAUCGUGGCUUACACCACGUAG
Molecule: messenger RNA, 1563 nt
Organism: Closterium sp. Yama58-4
Lineage: Eukaryota; Viridiplantae; Streptophyta; Zygnematophyceae; Desmidiales; Closteriaceae
Source: the annotation of a GenBank genome assembly